Molecule: messenger RNA, 3435 nt
Organism: Panthera uncia (snow leopard)
Lineage: Eukaryota; Metazoa; Chordata; Mammalia; Carnivora; Felidae
Gene: FAM174A
Product: family with sequence similarity 174 member A
Exons: 2
Coding region: 171-734 (187 amino acids)
Source: RefSeq, a predicted model, not a curated record
UCCUGGCCGCUGCCGCUGCCGCUGUUGCUGCCCCUACCACCUGCCACAGCUGGGCCUCAGUUCCCGAUUUGGUCACCUCUUCUUCGUUCUCCACUGCGCCCAUGGUUCCUCUUGGAGCCAGGGCGGCGAGCCUGGCGGCUCCCGCGUGGUGAGAGGACGGUCCGGGGACGAUGAAGGCCCCGCACUGCAACUGCUGCCUCAGUCCCCUCUUGAUCUCCGCUUUCCUGCUUCUGCUACUGCUGCCAGGUUUGGGAGGGCCUUUGGCUGUGCUGCUGCAGGCGGCCGAGGCCGCGCCGGACCCCGGGCCGCGGACCCUGUCGCCCGUGCCUCCGGGUCCCGCCGUUGCCCAGUCCACGGGCCGCGCUCCCGCAGAAGCUAAAGGGCCGCGGGGCUCUGAGGGCGGCAAUGGCAGCAGCCCCCGGGCAGGACUUGCGUCAGAAGACUCAGGAGGGAAGGCCGGGGAAGAAGACUCAUUGGGUGGCAGCCUUGCUGUGAGCCCCAACCCCGGCGACAAGCCAAUGACCCAGCGGGCCCUGACCGUGUUGAUGGUGGUGAGCGGCGCGGUGCUGGUGUACUUCGUCGUCAGGACGGUCAGGAUGAGAAGAAGAAACCGAAAGACUAGGAGAUAUGGAGUUUUGGAUACUAACAUAGAAAACAUGGAGUUGACACCUUUAGAACAAGAUGAUGAGGAUGAUGAUAACACUUUGUUUGAUGCCAAUCAUCCUCGAAGGUAAGUAAGUGUUGGACAGUUUCAUUCCAUGAAUUAGGAGGCAAGUUCUUGAUAAGUAAAGUGAAAAAAUAAAGUAGAAAAAAUACAGUAUUUCAUUUAGCAGUUUUUAUCCUAACAGAUUUUAUUUAGUUCUAUUUAAUGAAGUUCUUUGUUUUACCCAACCAAUAGAUCACAUGCACAUUGCUUUGCUAAAAUAGGUAUAAACAGAAUAUCAUCCCCACAAGAAAUCUUCAUUGUAAGUCUCCUUGUAGAGCUUUGUUCUUUCAGCUGCUACAUGUAACAUGUAGUAAGUCUGUGUGUGUGUAUGUGCGUGAGAAAGAGAGAGAAAGAAAGAGAAAUAUUAAUAAACUUGAUUUUCUUUUUGCAUUCUGAAACUAUUUUGAUUUUAGUCUGUUAUUCUAUUUGUAAAUCAUGUUUUUGUGCAAAUUGUGGUAUUAGUGGUCUGAUAGUGUAGCUAAUGGUCUGAUAUCUAUUCUCAGAUCUAUUCUUGCUGACUGUUAAGAUGCUUCCUAAGAAGUUUGGAUAAGCAGAGUUAAACGGCUAUGGACUUAGUUUCAAAGCAGAUGGAAUGAAGAAAGGAGGUAGUAAAAAAAAAUCCCCUCAAUAGGGAAAGACAUGUUGGAAUAGAGAGGAGAUUUUUUGGGCAAAAGAAAACUAGAAUCCAGAUUUAGUUAUAAAUACCAUGAGUACAGAAAUCUUGGAUUUUUAUACAUGUAAGGAUGGGAGGAUCAGCUCUGGCAGGACAUAGGAAUGUGCAAGUUUUUUUGUUUUGUUUUGUUUUGUUUUUUUGAGGGAAAUGUGGAGUUUUAUAAUCUGCUAAAGAGUUUGGUAUCAACCUGCUGUCAAUGGGGAACCAUUGGUGUUGUAUGGAGUGUUUGUAAUCAGAUAAUCAGAUUCAUGUUGUAGAAGAGUAUGUCUUGUAGUAGUGGAGAAGGUGGCCUAGAAGAGCUGAGGAUUGAGAGGGACAGAACCAAGGAAUAUAGGAGGCAUAUAAAGGAGGGAAUGGUUUCCAUGAGAUGUAAUUAGCUGUAGUUAUCUUUUAUUUUGUAUCCUGCCUCACCACAGACCUUUCUCUAAUACUUACACCACUCUUGUUGCCCACUUGUCAUGAAUUUUGUGUUCUAUUAGGGAGCUAGACAUUAGAGUUACAUAAACAGUAAAUACAGGGUGGUAUGAGAACUUGUACUAGGGACAUAGAACACUGAAGCAAAAACUAAUGGUUCAGAAACCAUUAGACGUGAUAUGUUAAUGGGUACUGAAAAAUGAGCAAAAAUUAGCAACGUUAAAGGUGGAUGUAGAGGUGGGAGUUGGAGAGAGAACAGCAGGCACACAACACAAGAGGCAAAAGAGAAUUUAGAGUAUUCAAGAAUCUAAAAGAAGUUAAAUAGAUGCUGGGGUGCCUGGGUGGCUCAGUCAGUUAAGCAUCCAACUCUUGAUUUCAGCUCAGUUGUGAGAUUGAGCCCCAUGUCAGGCUCCAUGUUGAGCGCUGAGCCUGCUUAAGAUCCUCUCUCUCUCUUUCUCUCUCUCUCUCUCUUCCUCUCUUCCCCCUUCCCCACCCCCCUCUGCCCUGAUUGCUCACUCCCUCUCUCUAAAAAAUAAAGUUUAAAAAGUAAUAAAAAUAACUAAAAGAAGUUAAAUAGAUGCUAUGUCAAUCUAUGUGAGGAUAAAUGAAUGAGUGAAUAAUUUUUGAGCUUUGAAUGCAAAAGUAAGAGUGAUGAGCAAGGAAGAACAAAGAAUCAAAAGGCAGAUCAUGAUCCAUGACAAUCAGUGAGAAAUUAUUCUACAGGUUAUGAAAAGCCACUUAGAAAAUUUUAAAAUAGGAAACAUAAUCAAAGUUGUGUUUUGAAGAUUACAUAGAUUGGAGAAAAGUAAGAUAAGGAGUAAGACAACCAGGAAGACCAGUUAGAUGGUGCAAGUACAUGGGGUGGCCAGUAGUAGAAAAAUGGAAAGAGAAAUGGAAAGAAGAGAAAUGGAAAGAAGUUAAUUAUUCAAGAGCCUUUGAAAGGUAUUAGGAAUCAGAUUUAGAAAUUGUGUUUGGAGAGUUAAGGCGGGAGAAAUGGUUAUAAUAAUAGGAAAGCAUGUUUCAGGGGUAAUUAUAAUUAUCAGUGAUAAUCUUUUAUUUAUUUAUUUUUAUUUUUUUUUAAUGUUUUUAUUUUUACUUUUGAGACAGAGAGAGACAAAGCAUGAGCAGGGGAGGGGCAGAAGGAGGGGGAGACACAGAAUCUGAAGCAGGCUCCAGGCUCUGAGCUGUCAGCACAAAGCCCGAUGCGGGGCUUGAACUCACGGAGUAUGAGAUCAUGACCUGAGCUGAAGUCAGAUACUUGACCGACUGAGCCACCCAGGCGCCCCAGUGAUAAUCUUUUACUACUAUGUAUGACUCCACUUAUUUAAAAAAAAGACGUAGAAAAAACUUUAAUGUAGAUAUGUUUAAUUAAAGUAGGGAGAACAGUAAAUAAACAGUGCUUACAUAUUCAUUCAUUCAUUCAUUUAUUGAUCCAAGAAAUGAAUGAUUGAGAAGCAAUUUACACAGCAACUGUUUAGUGCCUAGCGCUGACCUGGGAUACAAUAGAGCAACAAAAACAGAACAGAAAAAGAAAAAAAAAAUUCUAACUUUGUGAAGGUUAACUUCUAGUGACGAAAGGUUGAGAUUGGGAGGUUGACAUUUCAUUUUCGUUUCUAUAUCUUUCUAUGUUGAUUUUUUUUCC